AUGAAGAGGGAUGGAGAUCAACAUCUAAACGGUCAUGUCAAGAGAUCAAAACUAGACUCAGAACAAGAAACAGAAGAUGACGAAACUCAUUUCGAGGAGGAAGAUGACAUCAUUUUAGAAUCGGAUCACUCUGUGGCUCCAAGCCCAGCGCCGGUCUUUGACAUCGCGGUGACCAACAGUAACCAGUGGCAAGAGACUAUCAAAAAAGUAGUCAACUCGGUUGUUUCGGUCCAGUUUUCACACGUUGCACCAUUUGACACUGAAACUGCCAUCGUCAGUGAGGCAACAGGAUUUGUUGUGGAUGCAGAAAGAGGGUUGAUCUUGACAAAUAGACACGUGGUGGGUCCUGGCCCAUUCACAGGAUACGUUGUCUUUGACAAUCAUGAAUCGACCGAGGUGAAGCCAAUAUAUAGAGAUCCUAUCCAUGAUUUCGGAUUUUUACAAUUUGACACAAAGGAGGUAAAGUAUUUGAAGUUGACACAACUUGAUUUGGAACCGACGUUAGCAAAAGUUGGCACAGAAAUUAGGGUAGUUGGUAAUGACAACGGAGAGAAGCUUUCGAUACUUGCUGGUAUCAUAUCCAGAAUAGAUAGGAAUGCUCCUGAUUAUGGAGCAUUAACGUAUAACGAUUUCAACACGGAGUAUAUACAAGCAGCAGCUUCAGCAACGGGAGGGUCAUCUGGAUCGCCGGUGGUUAAUGAGGAUGGGAAAUGUGUUGCUUUACAAGCUGGUGGCUCUACCGAAGCGUCAACUGAUUUUUUCUUACCAGUGAAUAGACCAAAGAGAGCACUUCAAUGUAUACAGGAAGGCACACCAAUCACGAGAGGAGACAUACAAGUUGAAUGGGAAUUGACGCCCUUUAAUGAGUGCUCGAGGUUUGGUUUGACAGCAGAGGCAGAAGCACUUGCAAGAAAGACAUUUCCGGAUAAAAUUGGAUUAUUGGUGGCUGAGUUGGUAUUGCCAGAGGGCCCAGCUGAUGGGUUCAUCAAGGAAGGAGACACGUUAAUAUCAAUAAAUGGAGAGUACAUAUCAACAUUCAUUAGGGUUGAUGAAAUACUAGACGAGAACGUUGGUAAGGAGUUGGAAUUUGUUGUGCAACGAAGUGGAGUCGAAUUAAAACAACACAUCAAAGUUGGGGACUUGCAUGCAAUCACACCCAAUAGGUAUGUACAGGUGUCUGGUGCGUCAUUUAACGAUCUCUCAUAUCAGGUUGCCAGAUGCUAUUGUUUGCCAGUGAGAGGAUUAUACGUGAAUGAUGGAGCCGGCUCAUUUGAAUUCUCCAAUCAAGAUCCAUUUGGAUAUUUGGUGGAGACCAUCGAUGAUAAACCUGUUGCCAACUUGGACGAAUUUGUUGAGUUGAUGAAACAAUUACCCGAUUGUUCAAGAGUGCCUGUUACUUAUCGUCAUGUUUCUGAUAUGAAUGCUGAAUACGUUCAAACUAUAUAUAUUGACAGGCACUGGUACACUUCAUUCAAGAUGGCCACUAGAAAUGACACGACAGGGUUGUGGGAUUUUGUGUCGUUGCAAGACAAGCCACUACCUCCAAUUGCACCUACUCCUCAAGAUGCAAAGUACGUUGACAUACCAUUCAAUGACCCAAGCAAGGAUGAAAUUUCCAAGUUGGUUCGGUCAUUCGUUCAGAUUAGGACACUAUGCCCUAGUGGUGUGGACUCACAUCCAUUUAAAAAAGACAUCUGCUACGGUGUAGUCGUUGACGCUGAAAAUGGAUACGUUUUGACGUCGAGGCGGUUUGUUCCACAUUACAUGUGCGAUAUCUUUGUUGUAUUUGCGGAAUCGAUUGAUGUUGCCGGGAAAGUGGUGUUUUUACAUCCGCAUUUGAACUAUGCCAUAAUCAAGUACGAUCCAAGUUUAAUAUUAGCUGAUGUGCAAACACCAAGGUUCUCGGAUACUCCACUAAAGCGAGGUGACGAUGUGUCAUUUGUGGGUUACAACUACAACUUGAGAUUAGUCACGGACGAUGUGAAGGUCAGUUCAAUUGCAUCUUUGAAUGUGACUGCAAAUAGCAUGGCACCACGUUAUAGAGGUACAAACUUGGAAUGUAUUUUACUAGACAGUAAAAUCAGUCAAGAAUGUGGAACUGGUAUCUUGGUUGAUGGGGAUGGAACAAUGCGCGCAUUUUGGUUGUCCUAUUUGGGGGAGUCGAACGACGUGUCGUACAAGAUGGGAUUGGAUGUCACCGACGUGAAGGAUGUUGUCGACCUGCUCAAGAGAAAUGAGGUACCUAUUGGUUUGAGAAUGUUGAGUGCUGAAUUUGCCUCUAUAACUGUCUUUCAAGGUAGAACUCGUGGUGUACCUCAAACGUGGAUCAGCAAGUUUGAAGAGGGAGCCGAAGACCUGAUUCGGUUUUUGUCGGUUGAUAGAAUAGCUGCAGCGAGUUUGACAGAUAAGCCCAAUCCAUUGAAAGUUGGGGAUAUAAUUCUUUCCGUGAAUGAUAAGUUGGUAAGAAGUUUGAGAGACUUUUCGCCCAUGUAUGACAAUGAGUAUCUCAAGUUCAAAAUCAUUCGCCAAAAGAAGGAGAUUGACCUUACAGUUCCUACCAUCGAGACUUCCAGCUUGGAUACAUCGCAUGUUGUGUUUUGGUCCGGAGCUUUGUUGCAAAAGCCACAUUACGGAGUUAGACAGCUCAUGACAAAGAUCCCCUCUGAGGUGUUUGUUACUGACAAGAGUUCAUGUGGUCCUGCACAUCAAUAUGGAAUUGUGCCGGUUAGUUUUAUAACCCAUGUCAAUGAUCAAGAGACUAAGGACUUGACAACAUUUAUAAACGUGGUGAAAAGCAUUCCCGAUAAAACAUACAUCAAGCUUAGAGUUGUGUCGUUUGACAAUAUCCCCGCCGCAAUUUCAUUAAAAACGGACUACCACUACUUUCCUACAACCGAACUCAUUAGGGAUAUUAGAACAAGUGAGUGGGAAACCAGAAAACACGAACAAAUUGAGUCAUCAGAUUGA
Lodderomyces theae is the source of this 2967-nucleotide messenger RNA. It is a transcript of the gene NMA111, whose product is annotated as Nma111p. NCBI's taxonomy places the organism in Eukaryota, Fungi, Ascomycota, Pichiomycetes, Serinales, Debaryomycetaceae. Gene Ontology annotation, biological process: proteolysis. The transcript has a single exon. Gene Ontology annotation, molecular function: protein binding; serine-type endopeptidase activity. The coding region runs from base 1 to 2967 and encodes 988 amino acids. The record is from RefSeq and is a predicted model, not a curated record.